Messenger RNA from Cebus imitator (Panamanian white-faced capuchin), 2706 nucleotides. RefSeq names its product zinc finger protein 124 (gene ZNF124). Lineage: Eukaryota; Metazoa; Chordata; Mammalia; Primates; Cebidae. The record is from RefSeq and is a predicted model, not a curated record. The transcript has 6 exons. The coding region runs from base 1 to 1584 and encodes 527 amino acids. Gene Ontology annotation, molecular function: DNA-binding transcription repressor activity, RNA polymerase II-specific. Gene Ontology annotation, biological process: negative regulation of transcription by RNA polymerase II.
AUGGAUUUCAGGAAAGUUGAAGUAUGUCAAGCCUGUGGCAAAUUGAAAAAUGUCCUUCAGAUGUACCUUUUAGACCUAGAAUGUGGCCUGCCCAUCCAGGUUCAUGAUUCAGGAUUGUGUUUUAAAGGUGGUGAUUCUAUGGAAGUUGCUGCCUUAGAGGCUUGCUUCCGUUUUCAAACCGCAGCCUGCUCAGACUGCUUCCCUGGAAGACCAGAGGCCAUGAAAGGAAGCUCCCAGAGAAGAGCUGGAGCCAACACGCUGCCUCAUUCAGACACGAGUGGGAGCGUGUCACCUGUCACUCAGGGCCGGAGGGGGCGGGGCCUGGAGCCCUAUCCAAUCAGGGAGACCGGGGCGGGGCUGCCCAAUCAGGCGCUCGGCCAGAAAAGCCGCGGCGGCUUCCGGGUGCGCGGGCGUUUGUCUCCCGUGUCCGCACGUGGGUGGGUCGGCCAGUCGCCGCCGCCCUUCGUCUUCGGUUGCCGGGCUGCCGCAGGCUCGGCCGCAGCCUGGGGCCUCCCGUGGCCUGCAGGUGCCGAGGGACGCCCCGGAAGCCGGGAAAUGAACUCUGUUGCCUUUGAGGAUGUGGCUGUGAACUUCACCCAGGAGGAGUGGGCUUUGUUGGAUCCUUCCCAGAAGAAUCUCUAUAGAGAUGUGAUGCAGGAAACCUUCAGGAACCUGGCUUCUAUAGGAAACAAAGGGGAAGACCAGAGCUUCGAAGAUCAGUACAAAAAGUCCUGGAGAAAUCUAAGGCACAUCAUAUCUCACUCUGGAAACAACCCACAUAGGUGUGAGGAAUGCAGAGAGAAGCCAUGUACAUAUAAACAGUGUCAGAAAACGUCCCUUUCUGUCACAAGGGUUCAGAGAGACACAGUAGUGCACAUUGGAAAUGGACCUUCUAGCUGUAAAAUAUGUGAGAAAGUUUUUAAUAUUCCCAGUUUAUUUCAAAUACAUCAGAGAAAUCACACUGGAGAGAAACCCAAUGAAUGUACGGAAUGUGGGAAAGCCUUUGGAUUUUCCCGUUCUCUUAAUAGACAUAAAAGGAUUCACACUGGAGAAAAACCCUAUGAAUGUAAGAAAUGUGGUAAAGCCUUCAGUCGUUCCAGUCACCUUCAUGACCAUGACAGAACUCAUACUGGAGAGAGACCCUAUGAAUGUAAGCAGUGUGGGAAAGCCUUCCGCUAUUCCAAUGGCCUUCACUACCAUGAAAGAACCCACACUGGAGAGAAGCCUUAUGUGUGUGUGGAGUGUGGCAAAGCAUUAAGUUGUCUCAGUUCCUUGCAGGGACAUAUAAAGGCUCAUGCUGGUGAAGAACCGUAUGCAUGUAAGAAAUGUGGGAAAGCCUUCAGAUAUUCCAGUUCCCUUCAGAAACAUGAAAAAACUCAUACUGCACAGAAACCCUAUGUGUGUAAGAAUUGUGGGAAAGUCUACAGAUGUUCCAGUUACCUUCAUAACCAUGAAAGAACUCAUACUGGAGAGAAACCCUAUGAAUGUCAGAAAUGUGGUAAAGCCUUUAGUCGUGCUAGUACCCUUUGGAAACAUAAAAAAACUCAUAUUAGAGAAAAGCCCUAUAAAUGCAAAAAAACAUGAAGGUUUCAGUCAUUACAGUUCUUGUCAAAAACAUGAACAAUCACAUGCUUGAGAGAAACUCUGUGAAUGUAAGGUAUAGGACAGUACUUAACUUUCCCAGAUUUCUUCAAACACAUGAAAGGAAUCAAACUGGAGAUAAACCCUGUGACCCUAUAAGCAGUAUGGUAAAGCCUUUAAUUUUUCCAUUUCUUUCUAAAAACUUGAAAGGAUUCACACUGAAGGAAAUCCUAAUGAAUGUAUAAAAUGUGGUAUUGCAGGCAUGUGAUGGUAUAAAAACACCUGCAUUCUAGAGAAAAACUAUCAUUCUAGAGAAGAACUUUAUGAGUGUCUCAAAUGUGGGAAUGCCUGCAUUUAUCCUGUAACUCACUCGAAGACCUAUGGUAACACAUACUCCAGAUUGACCCUAUAAAUAAAAGAAUGCCCACCAGAUUGAAACCCUGGUAGCUUGGGAAAUACAUAAAAUUGUGAAUUUUAACAGUUACUUUAAAAGUCAUGUGAAAACUCCUGCUGGAAAUAAAUUCUGUAAAUGUAAGUAAUAUGGAAAGCCUUAUGCAAAUUAAUUAUAGUACAAUUCUCAAGAAAAUUCACUACGUGAACGAGAUGUUUUAGGAGCUAUAAGCUGAAUUUAUCAAUUCUCAUUUUUAAAGAGCGUCUCUAGAAUAUAGAUUUUCACUUACUUUGCAAACAAACAUAGAGGUGAGACUUUUCAAGCAGUAGUACAAGAGUUAAAUAUGUAUUUUUAUUUUAAAGCUAGUAAAUUUUAUUUUUCUAUCUAUUUUAAAGUGUGUUGGGCAUGUUCAUUUUCUUUAUUUUCCUUUUUUCAUUCUUUUUUUCUUGCAUAGCCAUUUAAAAAAAAAUUUGUGGGUUACAUACUAGGUGUGUGAAAGUAUUUCUAACAUGUAUAUGUAAGUUUAACCUCUAUGUAGUUGUUUGGUUAAUUGGCCAUUGAUAAAUGAGUCUUUGUUAAUUGCUGGGAUUUUUUUACUGGCUUUAUAUGGCAGGAUUUGUAUAUUUUCAACACUAUUAUAUAUAUGUUCCGUUAUUUUAGUUGACAAAAACUAUUCUCUUUUGGUGUAAAAAAAAGUUUAUUUUCUUUGCUAAUAAAGAGUUGCUGUCAAUUUG